Molecule: messenger RNA, 552 nt
Organism: Drosophila gunungcola (fruit fly)
Lineage: Eukaryota; Metazoa; Arthropoda; Insecta; Diptera; Drosophilidae
Exons: 3
Coding region: 151-450 (99 amino acids)
Source: RefSeq, a predicted model, not a curated record
UGGAAACAUGCACCAAAAUAUGCACCAAGGAAUCUUGGACUUUAUCUAACUUAGAAAAAUAUGUCCGUACAUUGCCCUAAAAUAUAUGUGACUUUUUCAAACUACAACGCUACAGGCUUGAUAUUUAAAAUAAUUUAAAGCUCAGUCAAAAUGGAGAGACGGAGCGUUUUUGUAGUACUCGCUCUAUGCAAUCUGACCUUUGGAUACCAUAAUCAAAGUCCUAUUUAUAAUAAGCUAUGUAAUCGAACUGGCGGAACAAUAAAUUGUUAUCAAGACAACACUUGGGGCUUCGAUGAGAGGACUCGCAAAUGUUAUCGUGUACAUCAGGGUAAAGAGCCAUGUGGUUUUUUCGACGGCGAAAAGGGUUGCAAGGACUUCUGCAUGGCACACAGCGGAGUUCCGCCUGGGAGCAAGUGGAAUAAUCGACGACCAAAAAGAAAUAUCGGAUGAAUACAUAAUAAUGUUUUUAAACAGGCCUUUUUUGUAUUUUGUUUAUAUAACAAACCCAAAUAAAACCCUGGCAGCUAUUAUACAAACAAAAUAUUCUGUAAA